CCUGAUUCUGGUGUUGGACCCGUUGGCGCGAUGUCCUAGUCCCAGUAGCUAGUGAUCCGGUCAUGAUGCGACAUGCGAGGGCGCCUGCGUUAGUAUUCAUUGAUCUGCGGGAGAAGAAGCCGACGUAAGCUAGGACGUGCCUCGCGUGGGAUGCUGCAGGAUUGCGGGGGAGAUGGCCGUUCCAGGAACCCGUCUGCGCGCACCUCCGGCACCCCCAUGUGCCUGCCUACCCAGCAUCCCUGAAUCGGGCUGACGAGCAGUGGGCUCGUGGUAGCGCAGUAGCACUUCGGCGGAAGAGCAUCCGACUCGCAAUGGCUUCAGUAUACGAGUGUGCAAAGUAGGCACGAGAUAGCAUAUAAACAUGAAAUAACUAAAAAAAAAAGAAUCAACCACUAAAAUCACAUUCCGGUUAAAUAAAUUAAACAGCAAUAUAUGUAUAUACGUGUGUAUGUGGGGUACGUAUACUGAAUUAUACUGAUACUGAUGUACAUAGGUAUAUAUGCAUAUUCGAUAAACAACAGAAAAUAAAGUACUGAACCGAAUAAACCUAACAAAAUAACAACAAAAUAUUAAUAAACAAAAAUAUAAAACGUCUCGCAUCACACGCAUACACAUAAACCGAUCGCUCUCAUAAAGUGCACAAAUAUAAUUCGACUCUAACCGGAAGGAGCAAGAAGAACAAGCGAACAAACGUAAGCUGAAAUAUUAUACAUCUUUAAAAAAAAACAAUCUGUUAAACCAUCAAUUACAUAAACAGAAAACUUAAAUAAAUAAGUAAAGAGAACGGUAUUUUAGACCUUAACCUGAGAAUCUAAUCAACAGAAACGCGAAACCAGUAACAAGUAACCACUUUAAUCUAAACGGAAACCUAAACGUAAACCAAGAAAAGAUACAGAUAAAAGAGAAAGAUCGCAACUCGACAUCGCCAUCAAUAUCUCGAAGAUCCUUGCAACCAUCACCAAUGGACAGUGGCAUGCAGCAAAGUCACUUGACGCGAGCUCUGACGCUCUUUGUCCUCGCCUGGCUGUCGCUACCAAACGAGACCGCGGCUGGGUCCAACGAGAAGAAGCUUCUCCACAAACUCCUAGAUUCCUACAACGUCCUCGAGCGGCCCGUAGCGAACGAAUCGGACCCUCUGCAGCUUAGCUUCGGCCUCACUCUCAUGCAGAUAAUCGACGUGGAUGAGAAGAACCAACUACUUAUCACCAACAUAUGGCUGAAAUUGGAAUGGAACGACAUGAAUCUGCGGUGGAAUGCAUCGGAAUAUGGGGGAGUGAAAGAUUUACGCAUCCCCCCACAUCGAUUAUGGAAACCGGACGUUCUUAUGUACAACAGUGCCGAUGAAGGUUUUGACGGAACUUAUCCAACAAACGUUGUAGUCCGGAACAACGGGAGCUGCUUGUACGUACCACCUGGUAUAUUCAAGAGUACCUGCAAAAUCGACAUCACCUGGUUUCCGUUUGAUGAUCAACGAUGCGAGAUGAAGUUCGGCAGUUGGACUUACGAUGGAUUACAACUUGAUUUGCAAUUACAAGACGACUCAGGUGGCGACAUCAGCAGUUUCAUAACCAACGGAGAAUGGGAUCUACUAGGCGUGCCCGGCAAGCGGAACGAGAUCUAUUACAACUGCUGUCCUGAACCAUACAUCGACAUCACGUUUGUUAUCAUCAUCAGAAGACGGACUCUUUACUACUUCUUCAAUUUGAUCGUGCCGUGCGUGCUGAUCGCGUCGAUGGCCGUGCUCGGAUUUACCCUGCCACCGGACUCUGGUGAGAAACUGUCCCUAGGCGUCACCAUUCUGCUGUCGCUUACGGUGUUCCUGAACAUGGUGGCCGAAACGAUGCCAGCCACUUCCGAUGCGGUUCCUUUGCUCGGCACAUACUUCAAUUGCAUCAUGUUCAUGGUGGCAUCGUCCGUGGUGUCCACGAUCCUCAUAUUAAAUUACCACCAUCGCAAUGCCGACACCCACGAAAUGUCGACUUGGAUCAAGGUCGUCUUUUUGUAUUGGCUUCCGUGUAUCCUGAGGAUGAGUAGACCGGGCACUUCGCCGUCCUGCGAUUACGGAUCGAGUCGGCCGGCGUCCGUCACCACCGACCGUAAGCCGCUGCAUUUUCAGGACGUGGAAUUGAAGGAGCGUUCGUCCAAGAGCCUCUUGGCUAACGUCCUAGAUAUAGAUGAUGAUUUCAGGCACAAUCAUCAUCGCGGCGGAGGCACUCCGACGCCUUUGCCAACUGCAGCAUUCUUCCGCACUGUCUACCGACAAAACGAGGAUAAUGGUAACGGCGGCAGACUGCAUGAGUCGCUGGUGUCGAACCACGCCUGUAUUAGCGCUGACUACGAGCUGGCCUUGAUCCUGAAAGAGAUCCGCUUCAUAACCGAUCAACUGCGGAAGGACGACGAAGCCGCCGACAUCACGAGGGACUGGAAAUUCGCUGCAAUGGUGGUCGACAGAUUGUGCCUUAUUAUAUUCACUCUGUUCACGAUCAUCGCGACUCUCGCUGUGCUGUUCUCAGCACCGCACAUUAUAGUCUCGUAGCCGUAGCGGGCUCGUAGGAUGAUCAGACCCGGGUCCCAGCUGGGACCCCACCGGAUCCCCAUCGGCCCUAGACGGAAACAAUUGAUGCCGGAACGGCAAACAACGCAUGCGGCAGCGGACACCAGCUUAGUCCAGCCCGACGACUCUGGAUGGCGUCUACUCUCUUUAUUAUAUCCGUAUCAGUAUCGAUCCCGACGCUCGGGCCAUCAAAAACAGAUCAAACCCAUCAAUAGCUGGCAGUCAUUUUAUACGGAAAUUUUGGUUUUGUAUAGUGUUCUUUAGGGUAUUAACACAAUCAUACUGUGAUAAAUCAAAGUUAAAUGUUGAGUUUCAAACGUUUUACAAACACACGCGUAUUACGCACUUACGUGCGCUGCUGAUGUAAAGAAAAACAAAAUGCUCUCGAAAGCAGUAACAAAACUAACAGAAAUGGGACAAAAGUUCGUUAUCCGUUGCCAAAAAUUCCGAGAUGCGUACUAUAACGUUCUCAAUUUUACGUUCCCACGGGUGUUACUAGUUAGAUUUUCAUUAUUUUCGUUGAGAGCAGACUUAUGGAAAAGUAUUAUUAUACAACAGACAAUACCAAAUUUAAAUUGCGACAAAUCGACGGAUGGAUCGGAUUUAUGACGCAGCGUUCGCGUGUCUUUACAAUUGUGAAUGUGCAAUGUUUAGUCCGCUGUGCGCAAAGAGCUACACGACUGUAAAAUUAUUAUCUUGGUGAUGGUCAGUAGUUCAGCGCAAAGCAUUGUUAAUGUCAUUUUAUAUUUAUUGAUGACAUGUAGAGUCUAUAUUUUUCUCACAGGGAUUUAAAAAAAAAAAAAAGGAAAAGGGAAUAAAUUAUAUUAUAUAAAAGAUAAUAAUUUUACGUAUUAAUAAUCGAUCGGCAUAAUAAUAACAAGAUGAAGCGGGAAAGUUAUGAAAAGUUAUCUUUGUUUAUGAAGGAUUUUUUAUCAAGUGAAAUGAAAUGAGGACGACGCAAUUGCUGUGAGAUGUUUUUUUUUUCGAAGCUUUACCGGAAGCAACGCAACAUCAACAAGAAAUUUAAUCAAAUAACAUUUGAUUUUGCGUUUCUCUCUCUAUAUAUCUUUCUUAACCUCCUCAGCGUAAUUAACGUUUAUUUUUCUUAUAUUUUGUCCGUCUAAGUAGUAAUCGUCAUCUAUCUAUCUAUCGUCUAACUUCUUUCAUUCUCGUGUAUAUAACAUUAAUGAAUUUACAUUUAGGCCACAUCGCCGAUACUGCAAAUGAUCAUUAAGUGGAGUUCGCGCAGAUGCCCGCCUCGCAAUUUCCGAUCGUUUAUAUUUUUCCUCUUCAUUUCCGGCUUCCAGAAGGAAGGAAAAAAAUGAAGAAGAAAAAAAAAA
Molecule: messenger RNA, 3894 nt
Organism: Nicrophorus vespilloides
Lineage: Eukaryota; Metazoa; Arthropoda; Insecta; Coleoptera; Silphidae
Gene: nAChRalpha7
Product: neuronal acetylcholine receptor subunit alpha-7
Exons: 9
Coding region: 962-2536 (524 amino acids)
Biological process (GO): signal transduction; monoatomic ion transmembrane transport; regulation of membrane potential
Cellular component (GO): synapse; postsynaptic membrane; neuron projection
Molecular function (GO): acetylcholine-gated monoatomic cation-selective channel activity; transmembrane signaling receptor activity
Source: RefSeq, a predicted model, not a curated record